Molecule: messenger RNA, 2175 nt
Organism: Ceraceosorus guamensis
Lineage: Eukaryota; Fungi; Basidiomycota; Exobasidiomycetes; Ceraceosorales; Ceraceosoraceae
Exons: 1
Coding region: 1-2175 (724 amino acids)
Biological process (GO): dephosphorylation
Molecular function (GO): phosphatase activity
Source: RefSeq, a predicted model, not a curated record
AUGGCGACCUUGCUCCAAUCAGCAUCACAAUUUGGAGUGCGUGCGCUGGAUCAUCUCUUCCUUGCACUGCAUGCCACGCCGGAAAGCUCUGCGGUGGUAGCAGAGAGAAUGAUAGUGGACUUUCCCCACUCUUUCAGGGGCUUCCUGAGAAUGGCUGCGGCGUAUGAAGCCUCGAAUCCAAAAGUCGCAUGUCUGGCUUUGGCGCAAGCGUGCAAGACAAAUGCGGAACUAGUUCCCAAAGUUGCAAAACGACUUGGCACUUUGCGUAAUCAAGUGUCGUACGGACCGACGGUGACGCUUGAAGAGCUCGAGUCCAUUCCGCUUCCUAUCCGGGACCAACUGCUUGGAAGCUGGCCUGCGCAGCUCGAUGAGGUCAUGUCAUCCACGCUUUGGACGGCUUGCACACAGUCACGCAACCGUUCGCACUUUGGCACGUAUGGCAUUCCGCGCUUCUUUUCCUGGGUCUACCCGGGACGCAUAGCAGGAAUGUCGACUCCACGCAACGCGCAAGACAUCGACGCCCUGGUCGACAUGGGUUUCGAUCACGUCUUGUCGCUCGCAGCAGAGUCCCCACUGGAUCCAGCCUGGUUUCGCUUCAAGGCGAUCAAGCACGUGUUUGUGCCACUGGAGAAUUAUGGACACCCGACGCUUGAAGAGAUGGACAGCAUCCUCGAGCUAAUUGAGCAGAGCGGAACUUGGCUCAUUCACUGUGGAGGAGGAGUGGGCCGCGCAGGCACGAUUCUUGCAUGCCUAAUUUCGAUAUUCGGCAGAGGAGACGAGGAGAAGAUGGGCUAUCCUUUGCUGGAUGCAGGCGCUGCUAUCUCGCUCCUUCGAUCGAUGAGACCGAGAUCACUGGAGAGCGAGAGUCAAGAACGCUUCGUGUCCGCCUAUGUUUCGCAUCGAUGGAGAUGUGCUGGCGCAACGAAAUUGCCAGAACCCAUGUCGUCGCUCAGAGUGGAGCGCUCUCUCAGUAGCAAAGCACCUCUGGACGAUUUGUCUGUGCCGACAAUCAUCGUGAUGGUCGGACUGCCCGGAUCUGGAAAGAGCUGGCUAGCUGCAGCCAUAGCGAAGCGACGUGGAGAUACGGAAAUAAUUAGCCAAGACACUGACGGCCGAGCAGCUUGCGAACGAUCGAUGGGCAUGAAGCAAAGAGACGGCGUACUCGUCAUUCUUGACCGCUGCAAUCCUCGGCAAGAUGAUCGCUCGUCGUGGCUUGCCCUGAUGAUAUCUACGCGAAGGAAGAUUGCAGUCUUCUUCGACAUUGACGCGGCUCUCUGCAAGCAGCGCAUGGAUAGGCGGCUAGGACACCCGAUCAUUCGCGCAGGCAGAGGGUACAACGCGCUGGACCAGAUGCAACGCGACAUGCGCCUACCCUCCUUAUCAGAGGGUUUCGAUGCGUUAUUGACCGUCACUAGUAUGCACGCAGCCAAAGAGGCGCUUCGAGUACUGAGUCCGAGCCCGAAGCUGCUAAAAUUCCCUCGCACCCCGCACUUGUUCAACACUGGCGCUGCUACGCACGACGACCUCACGUGCGAAGACAUCGGAAGCUCCAUCACUGGGAACAUCGUAGUGGAGGAAAAGAUUGACGGAGCCAAUUUGGGUCUGUCUCUCGAUGCCGACGGCAUCAUCCGCUGCCAGAACCGAAGUCACUGGAUCAGCUCUGCGGAUCACAAGCAGUUCAAGCCGUUGGACGGAUGGAUAGAAGCGCAUCGCGAUGCGGUGUACAAAUUACUUGCCAGAGACAGCCAAUUUUUGGAACGCUUCAUCUUGUAUGGAGAGUGGAUGGUUGCCAAGCACUCCGUAUACUACGACCGCCUGCCCUCGCACUUUGUCGCAUUCGACCUCUACGACAGGUUGACACAGCGAUUCUGUUCCAGGUCGGCGCUCGCAACAGCGUUGCGAGGAACAGCUAUUGCACACGUGCCUCUUGUCUUGCAGACCUCGCACGUCACGCGAGAACGUCUGCUGUCACUCUGUCAAGAGCAGAGCCUCUUUAGUACCGAAAGGCGAGAGGGAGUGUACCUGCGUUUUGAGGACGACGAGCAUCGAUACACUAUCAAGAGGGCAAAGGUGGUUCGAUCGGACUUUAUCGCAGGCAAUGAGCACUGGUCCAAGAGCAUCUUUACUCCGAACGUCAUUGCGGAUGGCCAUGUCGUCGAAGCAGGCGAUCGAUGA